AUGGUUUCUGGCUCCGACGAUGUCCGUCACAUGACGGACCAAUGCUCAGCCCGGAGUCAUCGAUGUUGUACGACUGUGAGCCGAGGUUUUCUUCGCGAGUUCGACAGACAAACGCCCAAGGCAACUCCCCAGCGGUAUCUGGAGCGGCCAAUCUACAUAUCCCUUUGGCCCGUAUUCUCAAACGAAAUGAAAGGUACGCCAAUAUCAAUCUAUAAAGGCAGUGGUACCCAAACUUUUCCUAGUCGCGGCGGUCUUUUUCAAUUACAAUUUUUCCAUGGCGCCCUACCCUAA
This is a messenger RNA of Protopolystoma xenopodis, 291 nucleotides long. The record is from the annotation of a GenBank genome assembly. Lineage: Eukaryota; Metazoa; Platyhelminthes; Monogenea; Polystomatidea; Polystomatidae.